Molecule: messenger RNA, 836 nt
Organism: Triticum aestivum (bread wheat)
Lineage: Eukaryota; Viridiplantae; Streptophyta; Magnoliopsida; Poales; Poaceae
Product: thaumatin-like protein
Exons: 1
Coding region: 71-625 (184 amino acids)
Source: RefSeq, a predicted model, not a curated record
GCGGACACUCGCGCCCACCUCGCUCGCUCGCUCCACCGGGACAAACUACAAAGUCAAGUAGUCAACCACAAUGGCAACUCCGGCAGCCACCUCUUUGGCCCUCACCGUCGUCCUCCUCCUGGUGGCCUUCACGGCAGGCGCCGGCGCAGCCACCUUCAGCAUCACCAACCGGUGCCCCUUCCCAGUGUGCGCGGCCGCGAUGCCGGUGAGCGGCGGCGGCGGCGCGCAGCUGGCGCCCGGCGAGACGUGGACCCUGACGUUCGCGGCCGGCGGGACGGGUGGCAGGAUCUGGCCGCGCACGGGCUGCGCCUUCGACCCCGCCACGGGCCGCGGGGGCUGCCAGACCGGCGACUGCGGCGGCGCCCUGCGCUGCGUGCUCUCGGGCAAGCCCCCCGCGACGCUGGCCGAGUUCAACCUCGCGAACGGCGGCGCCCCGGGCAGGUACGGCAUAUCGGUCGUCGACCGCUUCACCCUGCCCAUGGACUUCUCCUGCAGCGGAGCUGGGGACGGCGGCGUGAUCCGGUGCAGGGACCCCGGCUGCCCCGACGGAAACCACCGCCCCGGCGAGGGCAAGUACCGCGCCUGCCCGGCCUACAGCGACUACCAGGUCGUCUUCUGCCCAUGAUCGAGCUCCCACUCCCACGGAUCUCUGCGUCCGUGCAUGGGCAUGGGAUGCACCACGAGCUCUUACCUCGUAGCCAACUGAUCGUCGUUGUCACGUACUUAGUACGUAUGGUUGUAACCAUGGGAGAAUAAACUGAUGAACAGAAAGGUUGUGUUGGAGUAUCAGCAUGAGUGUUCUUGUGUUUGUUUGGCGUCUUGGAGCUCAUGUUCCU